Molecule: messenger RNA, 858 nt
Organism: Triticum aestivum (bread wheat)
Lineage: Eukaryota; Viridiplantae; Streptophyta; Magnoliopsida; Poales; Poaceae
Product: basic blue protein
Exons: 2
Coding region: 107-631 (174 amino acids)
Cellular component (GO): plasma membrane
Molecular function (GO): electron transfer activity
Source: RefSeq, a predicted model, not a curated record
UCAACGCCAUCUCCAUUACCUACCUAACCCUGUCAUCAACCUCGAUCAACAGGUUUUGUCAAGAAACAUAAGCUCGUUCAACAAGCAUCCGUCGCUCCGAUCCGAUAUGCCGCCGUCUCACUGCUGCCGGCUGCUGGCGGUGGCCCUGCUCUCCGUGCUGCUCCUGUGGCGGCCGGCCGGCGCGGCCGAGUACCCGGUCGGCGACGGCAUCAACGGCUGGGACACCGGCACCAACUACGCCUCCUGGGCGCAGAGCCGCUCCUUCGCCCCCGGCGACGUCCUAGUGUUCGAGUACGUCAAGAGCCAGCACAACGUCUACCAGGUGACGGAGGCCGCGUACCGGACGUGCGACCCCUCCGCCCCCGGCUCCGUGCUCGCCACCUACGACACCGGCUUCGACAAGGUCCCUCUCCCGGAGGCCAAGAGCUACUGGUUCAUCUGCGAGAUCUCCGGUCACUGCAUGGGCGGUAUGAAGCUCGCCGUCAACGUCUCUGCGGGCUCUUCCGGAGGGGGUGCACCGGCGCCUGACACGCCGCCGUCCCCGUCAGCCGGUGCCGCUUGCCGGAGCAGCUGGGUGGCCUGGGCCGCCGGCUUGGUGGUGCUCGGCGCAGUGCACGUCUUGGUCAACUGAGCUAGCUAGUCUGACCUGUUCAAAAUUGGCUCCUGUAUGCUACUAGCUGUUUAUUCUUCUGUCCUUUUCCAUUUUUUGUAUUUAAUUUAUGAUUUUUGGCGGAUCAAUCAUGAUUCACAGAUACAACAUUCGAUUCAAUUGCAGCCGCUGUUUGCCGCAAACAUUUCCAUGAAAUUUGUAUGUUCAGUUGAAUUUAUUCGGCAAGUUUUUUUUGUUUUUCCACCCUA